AUGAUGAACACCCAGGAAGAGUCGACCGAGGAGGAAGCAAAAACUUUGUGUAGCUCAAAUGAAGAGAACUCUACAAAAUUAGCGAAGAAAAGAAAGCUACAAGAAAUAGGACCAAGUGAAAUAAUCGAGGAAGUAGAAUCAACAGGGGGAGAAGCCACAAUAUGUGUAGACGAAGGAGAAGGGAAUAACGAAUCAAAUUAUAAAUUGAAAAAAAAUAAAAAAAGAAAAAUUUUAACCCUUUUUAACAAUAUCUUCAAUUGGGUUGUGAGUAAAAAUGUAAAGAUCCCAUCGAAAGAAAUUGAAACCAAAGAAGAGGUACAUUUUUUUAAUUUUAACAACAUUUUGUCUAAACACUUCGGUUCAAAGGUUCUGUUCGUAACAGAUGAGUCCAUCAGCAAGGCGGAAAACAUAAUGAUUGAGGACAAGGUCGGGUGGGUAACUAGAAGAAGGAGGGACGUAGGACAUGAGUGGCUCAUAUUGAAAUUAAAAUACCCAAGUGUUAUAUAUGGAAUAGAAAUAAAUUUCGAAAAUAUGAACGAUGAUAUAUGCCCCCAUUUGUCAAUUGAGGUGGUGGAAAAUUCUUGUAUUGACGAAAUUGUAAAAGAGGAAGAAUGUAUAAUGAACGAAACGGAUGAAAAACAAGCAACAGAACAGAGAGAACAUAAAAUUACAAAAAGGAAAAGCUACAAUUUUUUAGAAUCUUACAAAAUUGAUAAAUCCAUAUCAGACAUUUUGGAAAAUCAAAAUACUCCCUGGGUAGAAUUACUACAAGCAGAUUGUGUAGAUUUCCUCAAAUCUCUUCAUAAAAAAAAAAUAUACUAUUUUAAAGUUAAUGAUCUGUCCUUGAUCAAGCCAUGGACACAUAUAAGAAUUAAUUUAUACCCAGAUGGAGGUAUAAAUAAAAUAAAAUUUUAUGGAGAAUUCGUAACCCUAUUUAAAAAGCAUACAAUUUUAUCUAAACAAAAAAUUUUCCUAAAUAAACCCGAAAAUGGAUGUACUCUAAUAUAUUACCAUUGUGAUCAUAUACAUAAAGGACAUCCAAAGGAUAUGAUCGAUUCAUAUAAAACUAAUGGCUUCUCAACAAAGAGAUUAUUCAAUAGACCACCAAUUAUCCUACGUACACUUAGUUACAAUUCAAUUAAAAAUGUUUCCAUUUUUAAAUUCGGUGUGCGCGGCGUUAUCGAAAAUUUUACCUUUGAUAUUGGAAAUUACAAAUAUGAUCACCCAGAAUAUAUUCAAAUUUAUUUAUUGGACUGUGUAGAUAUGCUCACUUUGGACUUACUAGAACAGAAACGCAUCUUUGAACAAGAUGAAAAAAUGGAAAAAAAAAAAAUACACUGGCUGCAACUACCUCCAUGUAAAUUGGCAAACGAUCAGAAGAAAACAUUUUACAAUUUUAAUUUGCUCGAGUAUAACUUCACAGUCAUGGAGAGGACAGCCACUCACUUCAAAAUUUCCCUCCAUCCCGAUGGGGGCAUAUCACAAGUCAACGUCAUCGGUACCGUUUUGUCCACUCCAUCCUGA
Messenger RNA from Plasmodium fragile, 1524 nucleotides. RefSeq lists its product as uncharacterized. Gene Ontology annotation, biological process: allantoin catabolic process. Bases 1 to 1524 code for a protein of 507 amino acids. The record is from RefSeq and is a predicted model, not a curated record. The transcript has a single exon. Gene Ontology annotation, molecular function: allantoicase activity. Lineage: Eukaryota; Apicomplexa; Aconoidasida; Haemosporida; Plasmodiidae.